Staurois parvus is the source of this 463-nucleotide messenger RNA. The record is from the annotation of a GenBank genome assembly. Lineage: Eukaryota; Metazoa; Chordata; Amphibia; Anura; Ranidae.
AGAUGUGUCCACUAUAUGGGCUUGUGUUGCCGAGUUCAUUGAACAUCAAAUGUCUCAACAAAAGGGGGUGAAGAUACCUGGACUGGGAACUUUUACUCUAUCAAGACACAAAUUAGAGGUUGGCAACAACAAGUUCAUCCUGGUUCAACGCCCAGUUUUUCUUCUGUCUGAGAAAUUUGUGCAGAUUCAUGGACUGAAGUACAAUAAAGUGUUCACAACCAGUGAAAUCCCGGUCGUUCCUCUGAACUUCAUCGCCAUGUCUUUCUCUUGCUCCUACAACAGAGACACUAUAGAGGGGUGUGUCAGGGAGACACUCGGUAUUUUCUCUCGCUCUCUCGCUACCAAGCAAAAUGUUGAGUUCAGCUUUAAAGGCAUUGGUUCCCUUAUCAUCCGCAACCAGAAAGUCAAGAUGAAAUUUUACAAAGACUUUGUAAAUAGCAUGGAUGGAACUGGCUCUCUGGUG